Messenger RNA from Tupaia belangeri chinensis (Chinese tree shrew), 2298 nucleotides. RefSeq names its product decaprenyl diphosphate synthase subunit 2 (gene PDSS2). Gene Ontology annotation, cellular component: mitochondrion; transferase complex. NCBI's taxonomy places the organism in Eukaryota, Metazoa, Chordata, Mammalia, Scandentia, Tupaiidae. The coding region runs from base 341 to 1540 and encodes 399 amino acids. Gene Ontology annotation, biological process: ubiquinone biosynthetic process; isoprenoid biosynthetic process. The transcript is spliced from 8 exons. The record is from RefSeq and is a predicted model, not a curated record. Gene Ontology annotation, molecular function: prenyltransferase activity.
UGAGCCGUAAAGUAGGGAACAGUCUUUGCCCCUUAACAACCCGCCUCCAUCUUUACGGCAGGCCGUAUUCCACGCCUACAAAAUGGCGUCCCCCAUAUAGGCAGUGGCCGUGGUUCCUAUCCCAGGUGGCGGCUGCCAGUGCCGGGGCUGCUGUCCAUUCAGCCCUGCUACAGAAGGCGGCAUUAGAGUUCAUCUCUGGUCACAAGCUCCAGGAAGCCACCCUGAGGGUCAGGAGUCGCUGAUUACUUCUAGUCCCUUCAAGUCCCUUUUCUGUUCCCUGGUUUGAUCCCCACGCCUCCUCGGGACAACCCCAGGUCCCUAACACUCUCGGACUCAAACCAUGAGCCUUAGGCAGCUGUUUUUGCAUUUGCCCCUGUAUCUCCGGGCUUGGGGUCCCCCGCGUCGCCUGUGGUGGUCCUUCCUCGACAGCAUCUCCUCAGUGGGCUCCUGGAGUGGUCAGUCCUCUAGGUCCCAGGCCCACUGGAACCAGGUGGUGUCAGAGGCAGAGAAGAUCGUGGGCUAUCCUACGUCCUUCAUGAGCCUCCGAUGCCUGCUAAGCGACGAGCUCAGCCACAUCGCUGUGCAGGUGCGGAAGCUGGUGGGCACCCAGCACCCUCUGCUUACCACAGCCAGGGGGUUUGUCUAUGACAGCCGGCAUAACCUCCAGCUAAGGGGCUUGGUGGUACUACUUAUUUCUAAAGCAGCCGGGCCCAGCAGUGUGAAUGACUCGAGUGAGAACUACGACAUGGUCAGCGGGAUCUACUCAUGUCAAAGAAACUUGGCAGAGAUCACAGAGCUUAUCCACACUGCUCUCCUUGUGCAUCGUGGGAUAGUAAAUUUAAAUGAAUUGCAAUCUUCUGACGGACCACUGAAGGACAUGGAAUUUGGAAAUAAAAUCGCUAUCCUGAGCGGAGACUUUCUUCUAGCAAAUGCCUGCAAUGGACUCGCCCUGCUACAGAACACCAAGGUUGUGGAACUUAUAGCAAGUGCUCUCAUGGACUUGGUACAAGGAGUGUACCAUGAAAAUUCUACUUCAGCAAAGGAAAAUCAUAUCACAGAUGAUAUUGGAAUAUCGACUUGGAAGGAGCAGACUUUUCUCUCCCAUGGUGCCUUGCUAGCGAAGAGCUGCCAAGCUGCAAUGAAACUAGCAAACCAUGAUGCUGAGGUUCAGGGGAUGGCAUUUCAGUACGGGAAGCACAUGGCCAUGAGUCAUAAGAUACAUUCUGACCUCCAGCCUUUUAUGAAAGAAAAAGCCAGUGACUCCACCACUUUUAAUCUAAACUCAGCUCCUGUAGUCUUCCACCAGGAAUUUCUUGGGAGAGAUCUAUGGAUUAAGCAAAUUGGAGAGGCUCAAGAAGAAGGAAAAUUAGACUAUGAUAAGUUGCGAGAAACAAUCAAAGCUGGCCAAGGUGUGACUUCAGCUAUUGACCUGUGUCGUUACCAUGGAAACAAGGCACUGGAAGCCCUGGAGAGCUUUCCUCCCUCGGAGGCCAGAUCUGCUUUAGAAAACAUUGUGUUUGCUGUGACCAGAUUUUUAUGACACCAAAUUAAAAAGACGCUAUUGUUUCGUUAGCUGAAAAUCCUAGGAAAUGAGGUGAUGGGAGCACGCUUUUGCGAUGAAAUGUCUAAAUGCAUUCAUGACUUUAAAAUCAUAUACAUUUUAUUCCUUCCUUUUCUCACACUGCUAAAUGAAUACUGCCUUCUUUCUGGAACCACUACAAACAAAAUUAGAAGAAAAAAAAAGGUCAAGCAGUUUUCACUUGUCACACCAGAAGCACACUUGAGGCUGCAGUAGCAGAAAUAAUUAAUGAGAUUCACUCCUGUGACCUCAGCAAAUGGACAGGAAAUAAGUCCUUAUUGAUUGGACCGAGCCAGGGAUGGCGCCAGGGCGGUGGCCUGUGGUUUUCCUUCUAGAGAGGAUAAAGCAAGCUGGAAGCUGCAGGUGUCAGGAGAAACAUUACCAAUACCGGUCAGGGAGGACUGUCAAACCAGAAACUGGUGACCAAUUUGUCAUAACGGAGAGCAGUUCAAUGAAUUAAGGGAAAAUACACCUUAUUUGUUGUCUUCAAGUUAUGUCUCUGUAUUUGUAGAUAUAUGAAUACACUUGGUGCUUCACAGUUUUUGUAAGACUUUUUUGGAGACAUUUCUGAAAAGUUGCCAAAUAUGUGAAGUAGGAGAUUAAAAUGUUAUCAAAUGUUAAUUUUGUCAUAUUAGAAAUAGUCUGUUUUGGGACCAGCAGGUGGCAUGGUGGUUAAGGGCGCUGGAUUCCCACAUGGCCUAUCGUGGUUCAAGUCCCGG